GGCGAAGGGAGUCCGCGUCACGUCUUCUGCAGCUACAGCAGUUCUUGGUGGUACGUCAAACAACGCUGGUGGGGGAAGAGCUGCAAACCAUCUUCAUCACGGUCACAACGGAGGUAAUGCUUCAGGUGGUGUUGUUGUACCAUCCACUGCCGCUUCAACUGUGGUCGGCGGGAAUACUGCGCCUAGUACUGCUGGAGGAACAAGCCGGAGCAGUAUUGUCGCUCCCUCUGGAGGCAAUACCAAUACUGCAACUGCUAAUAGCACCACAAUGCAAGGGGUCUCAUCAACUACAUCUUCAUCAUCGCACAAAACCACGG
This is a messenger RNA of Amoebophrya sp. A25, 317 nucleotides long. NCBI's taxonomy places the organism in Eukaryota, Dinophyceae, Syndiniales, Amoebophryaceae. The record is from the annotation of a GenBank genome assembly.